This is a messenger RNA of Thalassophryne amazonica, 2666 nucleotides long. RefSeq names its product serine/threonine-protein kinase BRSK2. The transcript is spliced from 19 exons. Gene Ontology annotation, cellular component: cytoplasm. Lineage: Eukaryota; Metazoa; Chordata; Actinopteri; Batrachoidiformes; Batrachoididae. The record is from RefSeq and is a predicted model, not a curated record. Gene Ontology annotation, molecular function: ATP binding; protein serine/threonine kinase activity; tau-protein kinase activity. The coding region runs from base 49 to 2640 and encodes 863 amino acids. Gene Ontology annotation, biological process: microtubule cytoskeleton organization; intracellular signal transduction; protein phosphorylation.
GUAGUAGUAGUAGUAGUAGUAGUAGUGUUGGCCUCCAUUGAGUGCAGUAUGAGUAAGGAACUGUCCCUGAGUCAGUCAGCUCAAUAUGUUGGGCCCUAUCGACUGGAAAAAACACUUGGGAAGGGACAGACAGGACUGGUCAAGCUUGGAGUUCAUUGUAUUACGGGUCAGAAGGUGGCGAUCAAAAUAGUCAACAGAGAGAAGCUGUCUGAGUCAGUACUGAUGAAGGUUGAGAGGGAGAUUGCCAUUCUGAAACUGAUAGAGCAUCCACAUGUGUUGAAGCUGCAUGAUGUUUACGAGAAUAACAAAUAUCUUUACUUGGUGUUGGAGCACGUAUCGGGAGGAGAGCUGUUUGACUACCUGGUGAAGAAGGGCCGUUUGACCCCGAAAGAUGCUCGAAAGUUCUUCAGGCAGAUCAUCUCGGCUUUGGAUUUCUGCCACAGUCAUUCCAUCUGUCACAGAGACCUGAAGCCCGAGAACCUCCUCCUGGAUGAGAAGAACAACAUCCGUAUAGCUGAUUUCGGCAUGGCCUCAUUGCAGGUGGGAGACAGUUUGUUGGAGACCAGCUGUGGAUCGCCCCACUACGCAUGCCCAGAGGUUAUUCGGGGGGAGAAAUAUGAUGGCCGGCGAGCAGACGUGUGGAGCUGUGGGGUUAUACUUUUCGCUCUGCUGGUGGGUGCUCUGCCUUUCGACCAUGACAAUUUACGCCAGCUCCUGGAAAAGGUGAAGAGCGGGGUGUUUCACAUGCCCCACUUCAUCCCGCCGGACUGCCAGUCUCUCCUCAAGGGCAUGAUAGAGGUCAAUCCCGAAAAGAGGCUCACGCUAGAGGCCAUCCAGAAACAUGCUUGGUAUCUGGGUGGUCGUAACGAGCCAUGUCCUGAGCAGCCUCCGCCCAGGCGAGUAUGUGUGAGGCGAAUUUUGUCCCUGACCGAGCUGGACCCAGAUGUGUUGGACAGCAUGCACUCACUGGGCUGUUUCAGGGACAGAGUCAAGCUCACCCGCGAUUUGCAAUGUGAAGAAGAAAAUCAAGAGAAAAUGAUUUAUUACCUACUGCUGGACAGAAAAGAGCGCUACCCCAGCUAUGAGGAUGAGGACUUACCUCCACGCAAUGACGUAGAUCCCCCUCGAAAGCGUGUUGACUCACCAAUGUUGACGCGCCAUGGCCGCUGUCGCCCAGAGAGGAAAAGCCUGGAGGUACUUAGCGUUACUGAACAGGGGUCCCCUACCCCACCUCGUAGGGCCCUGGACACAGCAGCUCAUAGUCAAAGGUCUCGCUCGGUCAGUGGAGCAUCCACUGGUCUUUCCUCCAGCCCUCUCAGCAGUCCCAGGUCCUAUCAAAGCCCCGUCUUCACUUUCAGCCAAUCAGAUGUCACCUCUGCCACUGCUACUCCCUACUCAAAGGAGCCCAAACAGGGAAGUGUCAACACUCCUCGCUCUGGAAGGGCUCACGACAAGCCCAAAGUUCCCCAAAAUCCAAAGACCCACACCCUGCCUACCAAGGGGCCUAUCGAACGACCCCAUCUGCAGUCCAUCAAAUCCCUGCCUCUGCACAACCCAGUUUCCAAUUCACCCUCCCCUUCUCCACUUCUGUCACCCAUCCCCCGUUUCUUCUUCCCUUCGUCCUCUGUCCUAAAGUCAGUGACUAAAAGCUUCUACCCAAACUCUGCCCACUCUGUGCCACAGGUCACUCCCCAGGGCUCUCCGCUGCCCACACCCUUGGGCACCCCUGUCCACCACCCUCACCACCCCUCCUCCACCCCGCCCUCCUCUUCCUCGUCCUCGUCCUCCUCGCGGGCAGAGGGAGGGGGAGGGGUGGGUUCAUUGUCGCUGACGCCGCCCUCUAGCCCAGGAGGUGGAAGUGGCAUGGCUGCCAGCAGUUCUGCUCACUGGAGGACUCGACUAAAUUCUUUUAAGAACAACCUGCUGGGCUCGCCCCGUUUCCACCGGCGCAAACUGCAGGUUCCUACAUCAGAGGACAUGUCCAGUCUGACACCAGAGUCCAGUCCUGAGCUGGCUAAGAAGUCGUGGUUUGGUAACUUCAUUGGCCUGGAGAAAGAGGAGCAGAUCUUUGUGGUGAUCAGAGACAAACCUCUGAGUUCUGUCAAAGCCGACAUCGUUCACGCCUUCCUGUCUAUCCCGUCACUCAGUCACAGCGUGCUCUCCCAGACCAGCUUCCGGGCCGAGUACAAGUCCUCAGGCGGCCCCUCUGUCUUCCAGAAGCCCGUCAAGUUCCAGGUGGACAUCGCCUUCUCCGAGAGCGAGAGGGACAGGGAGAGGACCGACCGGGAGGGCCGGAGGGAGACGGGAAUUUACAGCGUAACAUUCUCCCUCAUAUCAGGUCCGAGUCGCAGGUUCAGACGAGUGGUGGAAACGAUUCAAGCCCAACUUCUCAGCUCCCAUGAUCAACCCAUGGUGCAGGCCCUAUCUGAUCCCUUCCCAGAUGAGAAGACCGGCCGACCCCAUGGAACCCCCACCCGUCAAAACUCACGACGAUCCGAGGGUGGGGGCGACAGGUGCGAGUGGGGCGAGCGAGGAGACGGCGGAAGCAUAGGAGGCAGCGGGGGAGUUCUGCAGCGCCGAGGCUCGGCCAAAGAGCGAACCCGACUGCUGUCCUCCAAUGGAACCCAGUCCCAGCCAUAGGAGAGAAACCGAGACCGUGCAGCAGG